This is a messenger RNA of Ruditapes philippinarum (Manila clam), 2000 nucleotides long. RefSeq names its product collagen alpha-1(XII) chain-like. The record is from RefSeq and is a predicted model, not a curated record. NCBI's taxonomy places the organism in Eukaryota, Metazoa, Mollusca, Bivalvia, Venerida, Veneridae. Bases 1394 to 1987 code for a protein of 197 amino acids. The transcript has a single exon.
UUCUUAUAAUACAAAAUUCAUAAUUGUAUUAUAUAAAUAUAUGGUUACUAGAACAAAAUUUACACAACUGGUAAAAGGCAUUUUCCAUGCAUUAAUCUGAUCUCAAACCGGCUCGAUCGCAAUUGAGAAUAACUAAAAAGAAUGUUUCUGGUUAAUGCAAACAUUUAAUUAUAAUCAUGAACGGGUCUCUUUUAAGAGACAUUUUUAGCUAAAUUUAAUUUUUACUUCCUAUUGAAAUAUUUCAUUAAAUUUGAAAAAAAAAUCUAUUCACUUUUUCUAUGGUAAUUAUACUAAUUUCUCUUCUACUACUUCUAAUUUUAUACACAAUCUUUUUUGACGUACCAUCUUUUGCUUUGGUACACAUUAUAUUCAGAUAAUCCCACCUGAAUGCUUCACCACAUGCUUCUAUAUAUCUCCGCUUUACUUACCUUUUCUUUGCUUUUGCUAUUUUAAUUCCCUGCAAGUUGUCUUACCUUUACUAUGAUUCAUUCUAAGCUUGUCUGUUUCGAAGAAAAAGACGAGCUGUUACGUUCGCUGCAUUACCGUUGUCUCUGUCGUCAUGCAAAAGCAUAAAUACAUUCGUAGUAGUACAAAUAUUUAAAUAGGAAAAAGGAGUUAGCUUAGAAUACAUGCUAAUUACGACAACAUAUAGUUGUUAGACAAGGGGCAUUAUUCUUUGAGUUAUAAUUUUUAAUUAUACUACGGUUUAGAAUUAAUUUUGUAUUUUUAAAAUAUAUUAAAUGGUAGAUAUUUUCUUUAUCGAGUGAGCAUUAACAUCGAAUUUGAUGCUUUUGUUAUUAACAAGUGUGCAGAAUCAAAACUGUGUUUGCAAAAUUGUGAUAUUGCUUAAAGCUUAUUAUCAUUAUUUUAUGAUCGUAUCAUGCUUUAUCUUUUUUGUUAAAUUAAAGAUAUGUAAAGACAAAGUACGACUAGAAGCUAAUAUUAUCGAUUUUUAUCAUUUAAAGUUAUGUCGAAAAAGCUGAAAGGGCAUUUGAAGCAGGGGGAUUUACUAUUAGAAUAAUCAAAACCUCUAUAUCUCUUCUGUAAUAGCCUGAAUACUUAUUUUUCUGUUUUAAAGAAAAGAAGUGUCUCAUAAACAUGUUCAUGUAUAAGCAUAGUAUUACAUAAUGCAAUGUCCAUAUUUUUUUGUGGUAACAUCUUGUCUAUGGUGCAAAUACCAUAUCACAUUAUAACAUAACUCGUAUUUGAUAUCUUCAAAUACAUGUGCGUGUGUUGCCUUCAUAUCAAUGGGCAACGAAUUCAGCAAUAAUAAUAUAUAUACACAUCCAAUCACUGUUUCUCAGAUUUAAAUUCUGCUUGUGGACUGGCAAACACUGAUCUUGUCUUCAUAUUGGACACAUCAACAAGUGUAACGGAAGAGAAAUUUGUCAGGAUGCUUCAGUUUUGUAAAGAUAUAAUCAAUAGAGCUGAUAUUGACGGCGGAAAAGUCCGUAUUGGUGCCAUGGUAUUUAGCUCUCGCCCAGAAAUUCAGUUUAAUCUCAAGACUUUCUCGAGCAGGAGUAACAUAUUCGAUGCUAUAGACGAAAUAAACCUUAUGUCCGGGAAUACAAAUACUGCAGACGCUAUUAGAUUAGCUAGAAAACGGAUGUUUACUCCAGAAAACGGAGAUAGGUCAGACGCCGAUAAUGUUAUAAUGUUAAUAACAGAUGGGACAUCAAAUAUUAACGCGCAAAAUACCAUCCCUGAAGCCAAACUUGCACAUUCUCAAGGAAUACAUAUAUUUACCAUUGGCGUUGGUAUUGCUGACAAUCGUGAGAUUAAGCGCAUUGCUUCGGAUCCGUGGCAAGAAAAUAGUUUUUCUAUCAGAGAUUUUGAGGAACUUACUGAUUUGGCAGAAAGUUUAUAUUUGCCUGAAUGUCCAGGUAAAUCUGUCGUAACAUUAACAUAUUUUAUAUAUUCAUAUAUUGGUUGGGUAACGUUUAAAUGUCUUAUUCAAUCUAUAUUUUGCGUACUUACUCAAACUUAAUUUUAUUUUUUGA